Messenger RNA from Cinclus cinclus, 1552 nucleotides. It is a transcript of the gene KLHDC8B, whose product is annotated as kelch domain containing 8B. The transcript has 5 exons. The record is from RefSeq and is a predicted model, not a curated record. Bases 48 to 1109 code for a protein of 353 amino acids. NCBI's taxonomy places the organism in Eukaryota, Metazoa, Chordata, Aves, Passeriformes, Cinclidae. Gene Ontology annotation, molecular function: protein binding.
ACGGCAGGGCCAGAGCCUGGGGACCCCCGGGGCGGCUGAGUUGGCCCAUGGCGGCGGGCGCGGGCGCCUUCGCGUGGGCCACCUUCCCCGCCAUGCCCACGCGGCGCGUGUACUGCAGCGCCGCGCACCGCGACGGGCAGCUCUUCGUGCUGGGCGGCUGCGGGAGCGGCGGGCGAGCCCUGGGAACUGCUGAGGUGCUCGACCUCCCAGCCCAGCGCUGGACCACGAUCCCACCACUGCCCACGCCGCGGGCUGGCGCUGCCGCCCUCGCCCUGGGCAAGCAGAUCUUGGUGGUGGGCGGUGUGGACGCGGCACAGAGCCCCCUUGCCUCCGUUGAGGUCUACCACGUGGAUGAGGGCAAGUGGGAGAAGAAGGCUGCAUUGGCUCAGCCCUCCAUGGGCAUCUCAGCUGUGCAGAGAGAUGGGGCUGUCUACGCGCUGGGGGGAAUGGGUGCAGACACAUCUCCCCAGGCACUGGUCCGUGUCUAUGAGCCAGCAAAGGACCACUGGCAGCCCUUACCCUCCAUGCCCACCCCGUGUUAUGGAGCCUCUGCCUUUCUGCAGGGAAACAAGAUCUUCGUCCUGGGAGGCCGGCAAGGCAAGCUGCCUGUCACCGCCUUUGAGGCCUUUGACCUGGAGACAAGGAGCUGGACACGCUACCCCAGCGUGCCCAGCCGCCGCGCUUUCGCCGCCUGUGCUAUGGCUGAUGGGGUUGUCUUCAGCCUGGGAGGGCUGCAGCAGCCAGGACCACACAACUUCUAUUCCCGUCCCCAUUUUGUCAACACUGUGGAGAUGUUUGAUCCUUCACAGGGUGUGUGGAGGAAGCCAAGCCGCACCAUCCGUAUGAAAGAGAAGAGGGCCGACUUUGUGGCUGGAUGCCUGGGAGGAAGAGUGGUGGCCGUGGGUGGCCUCGGGAACCAGUCCUGCCCACUGGACUCAGUGGAAGGGUUCAGCUUCUCGCAGAAAAAGUGGGAACCACUACCCCCCAUGCCCACUGGCCGCUGCUCCUGCUCCAGCUGCCCAGCGCCCAGCCUGCUCUUCGUCAUCGGCGGUGUGUCCCAGGGUCCCAGUGGCGCUGUCGAGGCUCUGUGCCUGCGUGAUGUGCCCUGAGCAGGCCCCGGGGGACCAGCCCUGGCCAAGCACCAAGUGCCUGAAGACAGGGACAGGGUGUGUGAGCACCCAUGUGUUCACCCAAGGUGACCUGGCUCCAGGAAACCUCUGUCCCAUGAUGCCAGGCACCAAAGCAGCUGUGGUUUUGGGAACUUCCAGCUCCUGCAGCACUGUGGCAAUGAAGCCCAGGGCAAACUCCUGCCUAGUGGGAUGCAGUGGUGGGAUGCAGAUCCAUCGCCAGCAGUGUGGAGGGAGCAGUUGUGGCAGGACUGGCGCUGGCCUCACUGCCCUGUCCAGCCCCAUCUGUGCCACGGCGUAUCCGUGCCGUGUGUGUAGCAGUGAGUGCUGUGUCAUUGUAGACCCAGUCCAUGUCUCAUGUAGCACAGAGGUGCCCUGUAGCUCAGUGCCUGGGAGGUGAUGUAGCACCUCAAAUAAAUGGAACA